Elephantulus edwardii (Cape elephant shrew) is the source of this 1037-nucleotide messenger RNA. RefSeq names its product WNT1 inducible signaling pathway protein 3 (gene CCN6). Gene Ontology annotation, biological process: cell adhesion; signal transduction. Gene Ontology annotation, cellular component: extracellular matrix. The record is from RefSeq and is a predicted model, not a curated record. The transcript is spliced from 4 exons. Lineage: Eukaryota; Metazoa; Chordata; Mammalia; Macroscelidea; Macroscelididae. Bases 528 to 1010 code for a protein of 160 amino acids. Gene Ontology annotation, molecular function: heparin binding; integrin binding.
GCAGGGCACAGGGCACUGGGAGUUUGGGCAUUACAUCUGAAGGAAACCCUGGAGAAGUACCGGAAGUCCAUCAGCGUAAGCAGUUUUGUCACUGGCCCUGUAAAUGUCCUUAUCAGAAGCCCAGAUGUCCUCCUGGAGUGAGUUUGGUGAGGGAUGGCUGUGGAUGCUGUAAAAUAUGUGCCAAGCAACCAGGGGACAUCUGCAAUGAAGCUGAUCUCUGCGACCCACACAAAGGGCUGUACUGUGACUAUUCUGCAGACAGGCCUAGGUACGAGUUUGGAGUCUGUGCAUAUCUUGUAGCUGUUGGGUGUGAACUCAACAGGGUGCAUUAUCACAAUGGCCAAGUGUUCCAGCCCAAUCCCUUGUUUAGCUGCCUCUGUGUGAAUGGGGUGAUUGGAUGCACACCUCUGUUCAUACCAAAGCUGACUAACAGUCGCUGCUCUGAGUCUCCAAGUGAAAAGAACAAUGAUCACUCACACUGUGAUCCAGGACCACGGCAAAGGCAGCUCUCGACAAGCUAUAAAACCAUGCCAGCUUACAGGAAUCUCCCACUAAUUUGGAAAAGGAAUUGUCUUGUGCAGGCAACCAAAUGGACACCUUGCUCCAGAACAUGUGGGAUGGGAAUAUCUACCAGAGUAACCAAUGAAAACAGCCAGUGUGAAAUGAGGAAAGAGAAAAGACUGUGCUACAUUCAGCCUUGCAACAUUAAUGUAUCAAAAGUAGUUAAGAUCCCUAAAGGAAGAACAUGCCAACCUACUUUCCAACUCUCCAAAGCUGAGAAAUUUUUCUUUUCUGGAUGCUCAAGUACUCAGAAUUACAAACCAACUUUCUGUGGAAUAUGCCUGGAUAAGAGAUGCUGCAUCCCUAAUAAGUCUAAAAUGAUUACUAUUCAAUUUGAUUGUCCAAAGGAAGGAUCAUUUAAAUGGAAGAUGCUGUGGAUAACAUCUUGUGUAUGUCAGAGAAAUUGCAGAGACCCAGGAGAUAUGUUUUCUGAGCUCAAGAUUUUAUAAACAUAUUCACAUGGCAGAAAAGUUAGU